GCACGGCAGACAUGCAGCAACCUGCAGCUCAGCCCCGCACUGUGCUGGAGGAGAAUGUGGGAAGGCCCAUCUCCUCCCUUGUGGCAGGCAGGGCCCAGCCUCAGGAGCCUGGCGCUGGCCUAGGAGAUCGGGCCAGCGGCUGGCCUCAGCGGGAGGAACAGAGUCUCCGUGAAUACAGCCGCUCGGGCACAGUGCUGCAGCAACCCAGCCCAGAGCCUCGGCCUCCAGAAAAGGGGCCCGCAGCCCCCGACUUCAGGCAGGCUGAGGAGGAGGGGGAAGACAGCAGGAAGAGGAAGAAAAUUCAGCUGUCGCCCUUGGAAAAGCUCAAGCUGUCCACGCUCAGCCUGGACUCCGAGACAGAAAGCCAGGGGGGUCCUGGGAAGCACCAGGCAGGCUCAGAGCCAUUCCGAAGCGCCGCCCCGGCGAAGGACCAGGGUACUCUGGAGAGAGGGCAGGUCUGCUGGGUUGAGCCUGGAUUCAGCGAGGAGGCCGAAGACGUAGAGGAGACUGACAGUGAUGACGAAGAGGAGGAGAAAGAGGAGGAGAGCCAAGACCUUGGGUACUUAACAGAGAACCGUCUCCUAAGUUUGGGCGAAAAGGAAAAAUAUCCCACCUGGAAGAGAACACUGACCCGCCGCGCCAAAGAGGAAGAGAUGAAGAGGUUCUGCAAAGCCCAGUCCAUCCAGAGGCGUCUGGAGGAGAUUGAGGUGACGUUCCGGAAGCUGGAGGAGAAGGGGAUACAGCUGGAGAGAUCACUGCGGGGCGAAGGAGGGACCCAGUCUGAGCUGAAGACCCAGUGGAUGAACAAGUUACUCUCUCUGGUGCAGAAGAAGAACAGCCUGGUUUCCGAGGAGUCGGACCUCAUGAUUGAGGCGCAAGAGCUGAAGCUGGAGGAGAAGCAGUGCCAGCUGGACCAGGAACUGCGGCGAUACAUGAACAUGGAAGAGACGCUGAAGAUGCCCCAGGACAGGCUGGCGGAGAAGGAGAUCCUGGCCCAGCUGCUGGAGGUGGUGAACCAGCGAAAUGCCCUGAUCCACGUGCUGGAGGAGAAGCGCCUUAGCGAGCUGAGUGAGGCUCUCCCGGGGACAGCGCAGGGGUGGGCAGGCUGAGGAGCCGCCGGCCCGAUCCCUGCCACGGACCCAGCAUGGACAGCUUCCCCAUGUCAGCCUGGCUCCUCGUUCUGCUAGGACACAACUGCCUGUGUCACCGACGGCCCAAGAGACACUGCUGGCCUCUCCCCAGCAGCGUGAGAGCUGCCGGCAGGGUCAGGUCACCCUGGGAGAGGUAAGGGGGCAUGUACCGAGGCAGCAUGCGCCUGACACUGAAGUUACUGCCAAAGCCUCACUGAAGGGGAUGAAUCUGCUGUCUGGAGCGCCAGGCCCCUCUUCCGCCUGCUCUGGCAGAAUGCGAGGACAAGCCCAGUUCUUGGAACGGGGGCUUCUGUUGAUGGGGCUGGGCCCCUAACCCACCAGGCAGGCUUAGCAGUUUCCUCUCUCGUUUUAGUGCUUGAGCGCUGCUCCCCAGACCGAGGGGGAGCAGAUUUGACUGCGUGGCAGCAUUCGACUUGGACCCCAUCUUCAGUAGGGAACAAGGUGACACUGGGCUUGUAACAUGUUCGAAAUGCACCAGGCAGCUGUAGCGUUAACCCCGUGUUGCCAGGUGGGGGUAGAGCACCUGGUGUUUUCACCCCUUAGCUCAGGGGUGGCCAACCUGGGGCUCUGGAGCCACAUGCGGCUCUUCAGACGUUAAUAUGCGGCUCC
Terrapene triunguis (Three-toed box turtle) is the source of this 1760-nucleotide messenger RNA. RefSeq names its product F-actin-monooxygenase MICAL1-like. The record is from RefSeq and is a predicted model, not a curated record. The transcript is spliced from 7 exons. Bases 12 to 1109 code for a protein of 365 amino acids. Lineage: Eukaryota; Metazoa; Chordata; Testudines; Emydidae.